CUCCGUUGUACUUAUACUUAUUACUUAAAUUGUACUAAUGAUGGCUGGUUGGACAUUUUUAUUAGGGAUACUCGUGUCAUUGCAGGUUGCGCAGGAUGGCGUUCAUUCGUGUACACUGCGAAGUCACAAGGCUCCAGGUCUACAGCCAGUGUGUUCCACUCCAGGUGCCGCCGAUCCGACUCCAGCGAUCCCACGCCGCACGCCGACCUCGUGUGCAACACCGACACACGGACGGCAAUACCCCGACGCGUUAAAUAAAAUUCCAAGUAUUUCACCCGUUUCGUUUAAGUCUUCAAUAUCAAAUCCAGUUCCUGCUGCYGCACUUCCGCCGGUCUCAGUACCGCAUUAUUUAUCGCCCGUCUCGGCGAGCACUUCCGGUAACGACCAAAUUCUUAUCGAUCUCUUGCUCGAGUAUUUCACUAAACUGAAACCGGCACACCGGUUACCGUUACCGCCGUUGAGCUCGUCAUCUCGUAGUUUCACGCCUGCAAGUUUGCCUGUGCCAUCAUUAACGCCUACUCCUUAUCCUGCAACGUCUAACCCGCAGAUUAGCACGGCUSAACUACAACAGUUCCUUUCACUUUUGUUGUCUGUUUCAGGACCCGGCUCCGAUUUAUUAAAUCCCGCAGUCCCCUCAGACCGUUUACUCCCAUCUUUGUCGCCUGCUCCACCGGCACUCAUCACUACUCCACCCCCUGCCGUCGCCACCGUAUCCGAAAACGCUAUACUCCAAGCAGCGGCAGCGUCAGCAGCGAAAACGGAAACAACCGAAAAAGUGGCCGCCAACGAGUCGAAAUCGACAUAUGCAACAGAAACUGCAGCACCGUCCACGCCGCCGAGCCCAUCUCCGGCCACAAACCCCGCGGACAGCGUAAUCGCAAGCGAUGCAGUCCUAACAUCGGAUCCCGGUUCUGCCAACGUACCUGCUUCGGCUCCUAUUAACACAUUAGACUCUACUUUCGUCGCGCCGGAAGCUUCCGGUUCCGCGUUAGGAGCGAUCUCGGCGCCAGUAUCGAACACCGUACCCGCCGCAGAUACCGCCUCCGCGUCAACUUCCGACGUCGUGCCAUCUGCACAACCUCCGUCGGGCAUUACGACGACGCCAAGCAUAGUAUAAAUUCCAGCAGUCCAUGACAGUUAACGUGUUUCCCGUCUGUGGUCUAUACAUACACCUUGUGGUACUGUUUCAAUUAUCGUAUGUAUAUAUAUAAUAUGUAGUAUAGUUUUUACACUUAAUAUAUUAUAGUUUAGUACAAGUUAUCGACCAAAAUGUUAUGUAGUUAUUUUAUAAAUUAUAUGAUUUUUGCGUUAUACAUAAUAAAAUAGCAUAGCAUGGUCAUAGUGAUAACUCACUGAUAACUCACUGAUAAUCAUAUUAUUAUACCAUGUCUUUUAAAUAGUUUUUAUUUUUAAAUAUUGAGUGACAUUGAAGUUAUAUUAUUUAUAAGUAAUUAAUUUUAUCGUGAGUAUGAUAUUUACUCAUCCAGAGUACCAAGA
This is a messenger RNA of Diuraphis noxia (Russian wheat aphid), 1497 nucleotides long. RefSeq lists its product as uncharacterized. The record is from RefSeq and is a predicted model, not a curated record. Lineage: Eukaryota; Metazoa; Arthropoda; Insecta; Hemiptera; Aphididae.